Pisolithus orientalis is the source of this 1757-nucleotide messenger RNA. RefSeq lists its product as uncharacterized. Bases 56 to 1660 code for a protein of 534 amino acids. Gene Ontology annotation, molecular function: glycerol kinase activity. NCBI's taxonomy places the organism in Eukaryota, Fungi, Basidiomycota, Agaricomycetes, Boletales, Pisolithaceae. The transcript is spliced from 11 exons. The record is from RefSeq and is a predicted model, not a curated record. Gene Ontology annotation, cellular component: mitochondrion. Gene Ontology annotation, biological process: glycerol metabolic process; triglyceride metabolic process; glycerol-3-phosphate biosynthetic process.
AGCGGUUCUAUGGCAUGUGGGGCCCAACGCAUGGUGAUGUUCUUAUCAAACUACCAUGUCUGAUCUACGAUUGGGUGAGUUUGUAGGCUCAUUGGAUUGCGGAACAACGUCUGUUCGAUUUAUUGUCUUCGACCAGUAUGCAAACAUCAUCGCCCAACACCAACUGGAAUUUCCUCAAUAUUACCCAGCUCCUGGGUGGCACGAGCAUGAUGCCAAUGAGAUACAGCAGGUUUCCAAUGAAUGCAUCGCAGAAGCUUGCAGGAAAUUAGAAGAAGCCCAAUGGGCGAAAGAGAGCAUCAGAGUAAUUGGCGUCACCAACCAAAGGGAAACGACUGUCGUCUGGAGUCGCAGCACCGGAAGGCCACUAUGUCGGGCUAUCGUUUGGACUGAUUCCCGUACGAAGAACAUCGUCGCGCACUUUGAAAAGAUACUUGCUGCAACUGGGAUUGAAAUUGAGACUGGUCAGUUCAGGAAGGGGGUUGAUGGGGUUGAGGCAUUACGAGAAAUCACCGGACUCGGCCUUUCGACCUACUUUUCGGCGAUCAAGCUUCGGUGGAUGAUUGACAACGACGACGAUGUGAAGAGGGCAUACGAAGCAGACAACUUGCUCUUUGGAACGGUAGAGUCGUGGAUCGCAUAUAAUCUAACGGGUGGAGCUAGCGGCGGUAUUCAUGUUGGUGAGGUGACUAACGCGUCUCGGACGCUUUUGAUGAAUCUUCGCACCUUACAAUGGGACGAUCGCCUCCUCAAGUUCUUUGGCUUCAGACCAUCGAUUCUUCCUAAGCUGGUGUCGUCCUCCGAAGUAUACGGUCACGUAGCCAGUGGUCCUCUUAAAGGCGUACCUAUAGGAGCGUUGAUUGGUGAUCAACAAGGCGCACUUGUCGGAAACAAGUGUUUUGGGCAAGGGGAGGCGAAGUGCACUUAUGGGACGGGUGCCUUUUUGUUGUUUUGCACGGGAAAUGAUAUCGUAAAGAGUAGUCACGGGCUGCUGAGCACCGUGGCGUAUCAGCCUGGCCCUGGCGCUGCGCCAGUGUACGCCGUAGAAGGGAGCAUUGGUGUUGCUGGAGCUGCCAUCAAAUGGUUACGAGAUUCAAUGGGCUUUAUUAAGUCUGCGGAAGAAAUAAACACACUUGCUGUUUCCGUUCCAGAUACCGGAGGCGUCUAUUUUGUGCCAGCGUUCUCCGGGCUUCUUGCACCCUACUGGGAUCCCGGGGCAGCUGGAUUGCUUAUUGGGCUGUCGGCUUAUACAACUCCCGCACACAUUGCUCGGGCAACAACGGAAGCAAACGCUUUCCAGACAAGAGCCAUCCUCGAAAGCAUGAAGUUAGACUCUAAGACAGACCUCAAACAUCUGAAAGUAGACGGGGGAAUGACGAAUGGAGAUGUCUGCAUGGAGGUAUUAGCAGACGUUGGCGGGUUUGAAGUUGUUAGGCCAGAAAUGAGAGAGUCUACGGCACUUGGAUCGGCCCUACUGGCUGGGGCCUCCAUCCACUUGUUUGGAUGGGAUUCGUCCGACCCUCGCACAUUUGCUCAAGUAAAUACCAAGGGAAGUAAGACAUUCCUACCUAGGUUGUCAGAUAAGGAGAGAGAGCGAAGGUGGUUGGUGUGGCUGUGUGCUGUUGAGCGGUCCAAAGGAUGGGAAAAAGGAUCCGACGAAUAAUUUACAACUGUUAAUACCUGAAACCGGUACAGGCUUCCUACAGAUUCCAACAGUAUGAAGCAUUCAUGCCAGUAGGUUUAAGUCAGUUUAUUCUGGA